UCGAGACCCUCAGGACAGGAGUCAGUUGAUGGCCUUUGACAGAAGUAGGUAGCUGCAGAGCUGUGAGCCUUAUCGCCUCGAGUCCACUUGACAAAGUGCCCAAGUCAUCGUCCGAAGGUUAAAAAAAAGUGGACGCGACAGUUGGAAAACAGUGCAAUGAGCGGGAUUGGACACCUUUCUCUAAACAUCUCACCCGAGGAUAAGCCUCGGGAUGAGUCAUAUCCUCCAGAACAGGAUCGAUUCAAGGCCAAUAAUCAGUGGCCAGUUGCUCCCAGAGAGCUAACUUCUCCUGCAAUCGUGAGGUUGGCCGAUCGGAGAGCCCUUUUACAAGAAGGCAUCUACGACGUUCCCAAGUCUCUCCUGGAGGAGAAAGAACAGGAGAGUGACUACGAUAUUCCCAGGCCCUUAAAUAUCAUCCCUAAAGAAGAACCACAAGUGCGGCUCCGACGGAACAAGACCCCUCCUAAUCAGCUCAAUAUGGGUGGCCAUUUCGAGGAUUGGCCACUCUCUGAACCGACCACAUCGAUCGAUCGAGGCGAGUCGGAGUUGCAUUACCUGGUGGAAAACACAUUAUAUGCCAAACCUUCAGUGAAAGCGAGAAAAGCGACCCCUCCAGAAAAAACGGCGAAGAUCACAUCAGAUACUCCCACAAAGACAUUGUAUGCCAAUCUUUCGGUGAAGGCGAGGAAAGUGAUCCCUCCAGAAUUGCCGCCCAGGAACACGCCCAGCUCUCCGGAUCCACGGUGCUUAACACCCUUGGAAGCUAGUCAAGGUCAAACAUAUUUCAAUGCCUUGGAUGUCCAGGAGUCGAGAAUGAUCAACAUGGAGAGCAUUUCAUGUGCUCGCUGUGAGAACGGCUUUGAACCCCGCGCCAAGAUUGUGAACUCCAACGGAGAUUUGUUCCAUCCGCAAUGUUUUGUUUGUGCCCAGUGCUUCCGUUCAUUUCCGGAUGGUGUGUUUUACGAGUUUGAAGCCCGGAAAUACUGCGAGCAUUGCUUCCAUGUGCUCUACGCUCCGUGUUGUGGAAAAUGCGGCGAAUUCAUCAUUGGGCGUGUCAUCAAGGCCAUGGGAGCCACUUGGCAUCCUCAAUGCUUCACGUGCGAAAUGUGCUCGAAAGAGUUGGCGGAUCUUGGAUUCACCAAAAAUCAAGGACGUGCCUUAUGCCAUGAUUGCAACGCCAAGGUGAAAGCCCAAGGGGCUGGAAAGCACAUGUGCCAAAAGUGCCACUCGGUGAUUGAUGGUGACCCAUUGCGGUUCCGCGGUGAGGUAUAUCACCCGUACCAUUUCAAUUGCGCCGGAUGUAGUACGGAAUUGACUUCCACAGCGAGAGAAGUCCGAACCAGACCAGGCUACACUGCUAAUGAGUUGAAUGAACUCUACUGUUUGCGAUGCCAUGACAAAAUGGGAAUACCCAUUUGUGGUGCUUGCCGUCGACCCAUUGAGGAGCGUGUUGUGACCGCCUUAGGUAAGCAUUGGCAUGUGGAGCACUUUGUGUGUGCCAAAUGUGAAAAGCCUUUCUUGGGUAAUCGGCACUAUGAGCGCAAGGGUCUGGCUUACUGCGAGACCCAUUACCAUCAACUGUUUGGGAAUCUCUGCUACGUUUGCAACUUGGUCAUUCAGGGUGAUGUCUUCACGGCCUUGAACAAAGCUUGGUGCGUCAAUCACUUCGCUUGCUCGUCGUGCGACCAAAAGAUGACGGUGAAAACAAAGUUUUAUGAAGUGGAUCUGAAGCCUGUGUGCAAAAAGUGUUAUGACAAAUAUCCGCGGGAAUUGCGACUUCGCUUGAAGAAAUACCACGAGAACGAGGCAGCUCGAGAUCAAAUUAUCUCGCCGAAGUAAAUGUGAACGGCCGAAGAAAACACUCAAUGGUUUUCAAAGAAUUAAUCCAUGGCUCUCGCUGUAAUUGUCCUUUCACUCUUACUAAGCUCCCCCUACCCCCCCCCCGCCCCCGUUAGUGUGUUCAACUCAAUUCUUAAAACCAUGAGAAGACGGACACUCAUUGAAAAUAACUCGAUUUUAACCCCCUCCACUUGAAAAGAACAUAAGAAGAAGAAGAAGGAGAAACUGUGAAUGAACCUCUAAAAACACGUCCUGUGUGUGUAUUGUAUUGUACACAACAAUGGUGCUAAACACUUGUAUUCUAAUAACAAUUUAUUCCAUGAACAAAAGAAAAUGUACCUUUUUUUCGACAAUGUAUGAAUAUAUUUCUCAUAUGCAAUGCUUGAAAUAUAAAAAUAAUACUUCCUUAACCAUUCAAAA
Tigriopus californicus is the source of this 2259-nucleotide messenger RNA. RefSeq names its product LIM and senescent cell antigen-like-containing domain protein 1 (gene stck). The record is from RefSeq and is a predicted model, not a curated record. The transcript has 9 exons. The coding region runs from base 157 to 1839 and encodes 560 amino acids. Lineage: Eukaryota; Metazoa; Arthropoda; Copepoda; Harpacticoida; Harpacticidae. Gene Ontology annotation, cellular component: focal adhesion; cell-cell junction; cytoplasm. Gene Ontology annotation, biological process: positive regulation of integrin-mediated signaling pathway; cell-cell adhesion; positive regulation of substrate adhesion-dependent cell spreading.